UUGACAUCGGCCAUAUUGGAUUUGCUCUAAACGAGAAAACGAUGGCAGAAUCAACAGAACGUAAACUUGAAGUCCAAACGGACACCAACCAUUUCACCCUUAAAGGAAGACCAUGUGAAAUGUCUGCAUACUCAUUUAUACCUACUAAAAGAGAAGAUCCUGCAGAAAGAACUGUUUUCAACACCCCUAAAGAUGUGACAAUUGCCGUGGCGGAGGAAAGAUACCCCUAUUCAACAUAUGAGAGAAUGUUUCGAAAAGAAAUUGGAUUCAACAAAAAGUUGCAUCGAGAUGACAGAGAGCAUGCCAAAUCUCGGGGCCUCAAAGUCAACGACGAGGAAAAAACAAAAGAGGUACCCACCUUAGCUUCCUCUGAAUAUGGACAUCGCCUGAACUUGCAUGUAGACAAUCCAACACGAGAACACGUGAGGAUUGCCCAUGUGAGAUCUGAGUUCUACAGGAGGAAUGGGAUCACAUCCUGAGUGUUUCUACUUAGUGAAUCCCGAACUCCAUCUUGGACAUCAUUGGUUGUGCAAUUCAUUCAUAGAGGACAUCUAGCUAACUUAUCUAGGAUUAUAAACAAUAGUGUUAACAUCAUAACCCAAGGUUACUGAAAAUGAGGCAUAUCUAUAUGGUCAUCGUAUAUGGGAAUAACAGACCAGAGGUCAAUGUGUAUUAGUUGAAUGUCAUAUCAGGCUAGCUAAUACUUCAUAGAUGUACUAAGAAAUUAUAUUUGGGAUUGAUGUUACCUAAAAAUGUAUAACACAGAGAAAGCAAUAUUUGAGGGGGUUACUUCCAGAAUUACAGAAAAACUUUUUUUCCUCAAUUAUUUUUCUGUAAUAACUAUCGAGGUUUUAUUGGAAACCUUGUACAUAGUAUCAUUUAUCGAUAAUUUGAUCUGUUGUCUUAAGUAUUGAAAUCAUGACAAUGUAGUAUGAUUUAACAGUAUCACAGAUUUGUACAUUGGCAAAUGUUAGACAUGAUUUGAUUAUACACUGAUUGUAUACAUUUAUCUGAAUUAAAGGUAAUGUAUGUAAAGUCGGGACUGCUAAAUACACUGGCAGACUAUCAGUUAUUCCACUGUAUAUCUGAUUUCAUAAAUAUGUUUGGAGGUCAAAAAGAUUAUCGAGAGAUAUUACGUUGGGUGCUGUUGCUGGGUUGUGUACAAUUUUAAAGUACAUUGUAUUAUACAUAAUUUUGAAUAUUCAUCUUUUAAUACAAAAAGUAAAUGUCAUGCAACACAACUAUUGAAGUGUUUAUUUUUCACCACCUUUUAAUUCAAAUUUAUAAAAAGUACAUUUAAAUGUGAUGUGUGGUAUGAAAAAAUGUGGAGUAAGCCCAUGCGACCCAAGCAGCAACAACCUUUUUGUGUUAAGAUACAUUAUGUAUACCAGUCUUUAAAUCAGAAUGAAUUAAUGCAAUUUUUAAAAAGAAAAUCAGUGUGAAAUGUACACUCAUAAUAAUAAAAUUUACAUAUGCAAAAUGGAAAUGAAGCAUGAUAUUCAGAAUUUUGUGUAUAAACUGAUAUGAUACAAACAGGAGUGAAGUGGAAUUUUACAAACUGGAGAGAAGUGAAUUCUACAUUAACUAGAGAGAAGUGGAAUUCUGUAUCUGUAUAUAUAUUAAUGCUUUACAAAGCAAUCACUGUGAUAAUUAAAGACAUAUUUAUUCAUAA
Molecule: messenger RNA, 1672 nt
Organism: Pecten maximus
Lineage: Eukaryota; Metazoa; Mollusca; Bivalvia; Pectinida; Pectinidae
Exons: 4
Coding region: 42-479 (145 amino acids)
Source: RefSeq, a predicted model, not a curated record